Molecule: messenger RNA, 3641 nt
Organism: Carassius carassius (crucian carp)
Lineage: Eukaryota; Metazoa; Chordata; Actinopteri; Cypriniformes; Cyprinidae
Product: post-GPI attachment to proteins factor 2-like
Exons: 16
Coding region: 274-2829 (851 amino acids)
Biological process (GO): store-operated calcium entry; activation of store-operated calcium channel activity; intracellular calcium ion homeostasis
Cellular component (GO): endoplasmic reticulum membrane; plasma membrane; endoplasmic reticulum
Molecular function (GO): protein binding; calcium ion binding; calcium channel regulator activity
Source: RefSeq, a predicted model, not a curated record
GAUUAAAUAGAAAAUUAACUCCUUAUUUACCGGUACUGACCUGAAUAUCGCUUCAUUUAGAAAUCGCCUAACGUUUCUAUGAAACCGCACAUCUGUGAGUCGGAGGUGAGCGAACAGUCGCUAAGUAACGUAAGUUAACUCGAGUCAUAAACUUGAGCUCGGGCUAAUUAUCAGACUAGUUUAGAGAUGCUGACAUCAUUGCACCUACAGUGGGCUGCGUAGCGUCGAUCUGUAGAUGUUGACACAUCUGGAGCUGUAAUUAGCUGAGGGAAGAUGCAACAGGUGCCGUACGGAUCUGUGGCUCGAGACAAGGCUCUGAUCCGUGUGCAGUUCACGCGGUUAGCGGUGAUCACCGUGUGUCUGCCUCUGCUCGGCCUCGUCGCCUGUAUCGUGCUGGCUCUGCUCUACCACUACAGUGAGGCGACAGACACACACUGCAUGGUUCCUAACUACCUCCCGUCCAUCAGCGCAGCCAUCAGUCUGACACCGGAGCGCUACAUCUGGAGGUUCAGCAUCGGCCUGCAUUCUGCUCCACGCUUCCUGGUAGCAGCAGCAUAUUUGAGCUUUUACCGCAGACGCUUUUCCAGGAGGCUGACGGAGCAGCUUUUGAGUGUUCUAACAUUCCUCUUAGCUUUAAGUGAAAACGUUGGACUGCUUCUGCUCACCUACGUCUCCUCCGAUGAGACCUACAGUGUCCAUAAGAGCGGCUUCAUCUUGUUUAUUGGCAGCUCCCUGUUCCACAUGAUGUGCACCUGCAAGCUGUGGUCGUUGAUUGCAAAGUAUUCCCCGAGUGCAGAGUUUAACAUGGAUCUGUUGAGAUUGGCCAGACACUGUAUGUACAUUGCAUGGCUUGGCUUCUUAUGGAGGAGUGCAGCAGGUCAGCCCAGCCUGACAGAUCACCUGCAGUCUGCCAGUGGAUUAUCCGAACUGUGUGGUAUCGAUGAGCUUCUUUGCCAUGAUGAAAACUCUCUGCUAAGUUUCGAGGCCAUCCGCAGCAUUCAUAAAGAUAUGGACGAUGAUGCAGAUGGCAGCGUGGACGUGACAGAGACAGAUGGGUUUCUAAGGGAAGACUUAAAGUACCACGACCCUAAAGGAAAACAGAACAGCUUCCAUAGAGCAGAUAUGCUGAUCACGGUGGAGGACAUGUGGAAUUCCUGGAAGGCCUCUGAAGUGUAUAGCUGGACAGUACAGGAAGCUGAAAAGUGGCUCAUCAAAUGUGUGGAGUUACCUCAGUAUGUUGAUUCCUUCAGGAAGAAUGACAUCAGUGGAAAAGCUCUGCCCAGACUUGCUGUGAAAAAUGCCACCCUGCUUCUGUCCGUGCUCAAGAUACCAGACCGCAGUCAUGCACAGAAACUACAGCUGAAGGCUCUGGACACAGUGCUUUUUGGAUCUCCAAUGAGCAAACACAGUCACUUGAAGGACUUGAUGCUGGUUGUGUCUAUCAUCAUUGGAGUUGGGGGCUGCUGGUUUGCCUACAUCCAAAACCGGAAUUCUAGGGACCACAUUGGCAAGAUGAUGAAGGACCUCGAUGGGCUUCAGAGAGCUGAGCAGAGCCUGCUGGACCUGCAGCAGAAGCUGCAGAUUGCACAGGAAGAACAUCACACGGUGGCGGAGGAGAAAGUCAACCUGGAGCGGGAGAUGCGAAGUGAGAUUGAUGCAGCAAAGCAGGAGGCACAAAGACUACGAGAACUGCGUGAGGGAACCGAGAACGAGUUGAGCAGACAGAAAUAUGCAGAGCAAGAGCUGGAACAGGUGCGAAUGGCUCUGAAGAAGGCUGAAAGGGAGCUGGAGUUGAGGAGCGGCUGGUCUCCUCCUGAAGCUCUUCAGAAAUGGCUGCAACUCACACACGAGGUGGAAGUACAGUACUACAACAUUAAGAAACAGCAAGCAGAAAGACAGCUUAUAGUGGCUAAAGAAGGGGCAGAAAAAAUCAAGAAGAAGAGAGGAACUAUCUUUGGGACGUUCCAUGUGGCCCACAGUUCUUCACUGGACGAUGUUGAUCACAAAAUCCUCUCAGCCAAACAGGCUCUGGGAGAAGUGACCGCUGCUCUGAGAGAAAAGCUUCAUCGAUGGCAGCAAAUUGAGAUUCUGACAGGGCUCAGUAUUGUCAAUAACCCUGGCAUGUCGUCUCUUGCCUCCGCCCUCAACCUGGACCCUGCUUUCCUGGGCAUCCGCCCCGCUGCACCCCAACACCUACUGCUAUCCGAUGACCUAGACGACAUGGAUGAGGACAUACUUUCUGCCGGAACCCUGCAGUAUGCCGCCUGGCAGAUGGAUCGGCGAGUGAGCGACCUUUGGCCUGUGGCUUCCGAGAGCCAAUCCCUGUGGAAACCAAUCCCUUCUGCUCCCAGCCUGACGUCCCUGCGCUCGCGACACGGAGACCCCAUGCUGAACCUGAGCUCACAGAGGGAUCUGAACCGGUCCGAAUCGGAUUCCUCUCUCUCAAUGUCUCAGUACGGAGAAGCCCAGCGCUGCACCUCAACUCCACUCUACAGUAAGCUCUCCAAAUCCAACGGUGGUUCCUCCACCGACAGCCCACUGAUGCAAAAAAAGACCUUUGGCAUGGAGAAGUGUUCCAGUCUCGGAGAGAUCAACUCUCAGCCGUCUAGCCUCAACUCAGUCGACUCGAUGCGCUCUCUCAUCUACACCUCCGAGCAGGACGCCCCGUCACUGCCAGCAGGAAAGAGUGCCAGCCGAAUCUCUCAGAUCACAGGCAAGAAGAUCCUGGUGGACGAGGACAGCGGCUCCACAGGAGACGACACCGAAGGCUCCAACACGGGCCGCAAGAAGACAGCCUUUACCAAGCUCUUCAAGAGACCGAAGAAAUAAGAGCAGUAUGGGGCAAUGCCAAACACAAAAGGAGUUAGACUAGCACAAUGGUACAUUUUAAGUCAUUUAUGUGGAAUUUUUGAUUUCUGUCGUUAAUUGUGUUGACCAACGGGAACAGAAACCGUCAUUUGUUGGGAACAGGUAUGAUAUCACUGUACAUUUAUUUAUUAGCUUCUACAACCAAGGGCGCUAGAUGGUUUAGUCCAUUUUUGGUGUGAGAGUUACUUCUGUUUUUAUUUGUAGUUAGCGUGAGCUGGAGUUUUCACUCUUAAAACAAACACCGAACGCAUGCAAAGGCUUUCCGCGCAUACAAAUGACUCCACCUACUCUACGCUGUUAUUUUACAUAGGAUUUGCUUGGACUUCUUUCCUUCUCAAAUGAAGCCCAUCAUUGUGUUGCCAGAGGAAACAAUUGGCCAUAAAUAUUACCAUUCACAUCCCCCUGCUGAAAAAAACAAACCACAGUAUGAGUAUGCAGCAUCUGUGUGCGUGACGGAUGUGUGGCUGGAAUAUCGUUACUUGCUUUUGAUUUCUCCUGUUAUCAAAAUCGAUUUUUAAAUGUUUGUUAAAAACUUGUUACAUCCUCACAGAGGUGCCUUUUCUUUUAAGCAUUGCCAAAUGUUAUUGCUGUGAACUGUGUGUGUGUCACAGACAGGAUAUGUACUGUAGUUCUCGUCUCUGGCUUGUAACUACAUGCCUUUAAAUUCAUUCAUGCUUCAUGCCGCUGAAGUCUUUUAAUACCAGACAAGUAAUAAAAAGAAGAUAUAAAAAGGGAGGGUGCUUUGCAAAUUAAAAGUCACAUGCUAACAUAAA